UCGUUAAAUAUCUUCUUCUGAGUUACUUUCAUUAAAACAAGAAAGAUCUUAGGACACGCUGUUCUCCUGCUACGAUUCCGAUCAUAUGGGACUACUUGACCAGUUAUGGGACGAUUCCGUCGCCGGUCCCCGACCGGAUACCGGCCUCAGCAAGCUCCGAAAGCAAUCCAAAUUUACUUUCUGGCCUAACUCCGCUAAGGAAUCUGAUGGUGGGAGUGUGAGAUCAAACGGUGAUGAAACGUCGUUGGAGGAAGCGACGAGAGUGACACGUACUAUUAUGAUCGUAAAACCACCGGGUUAUCAGACCGGUUCACCUCCUGUUUCGCCGGCCGGAACGACUCCUCCAGUAUCUCCUUUUGCCGGUAGCAAAGAAUCGUAUCAGUUUCGGAGAAGAUCGAUAUCGGAUGCGUACGAGAAGGCCGGCGAGGUUGGAGCAAGGAGCCCUCAUCCUCCUUAGGACGUCUGAGUUGUGAGCUCUCUCGCCUGCAAAUGAACCUCGAAGCUGGGCUUGCCUUUUUCUCUUUUUGCAUAUAUUUGUAAUGUGUCAAUGGUGUUCAGAAUCUGUAAAUUAUAAUAUAUAUGUGUAUGUGCAUACGUAGAGGAUUUUGCUAUAUGUGGAGAGCUUGUAAUUCAUUUUUUUUCUUCUUCAAACUUGUUCGAACUAAUGUUUCAAUGUCGGUUUUUCCUACUCAUGAUCUGAAAAA
Molecule: messenger RNA, 704 nt
Organism: Gossypium arboreum
Lineage: Eukaryota; Viridiplantae; Streptophyta; Magnoliopsida; Malvales; Malvaceae
Product: dormancy-associated protein homolog 3-like
Exons: 3
Coding region: 86-457 (123 amino acids)
Source: RefSeq, a predicted model, not a curated record